Molecule: messenger RNA, 3125 nt
Organism: Schistosoma haematobium
Lineage: Eukaryota; Metazoa; Platyhelminthes; Trematoda; Strigeidida; Schistosomatidae
Exons: 2
Coding region: 108-3125 (1005 amino acids)
Source: RefSeq, a predicted model, not a curated record
UCAGUGACUUAAUUUCAAGAACCUUUUAAACGGAUGACAAUUUCUCAAUGGAGCCUUCAAAAUUAGCAUAGAAGAAUAGAUAAUAAUAAAAAGAUUUUGUUGUUGAUAUGUUUCACUACAAAGAAAGUGAUUCAUCUCCUAUCUAUUUCCAAAGCAACAAAACUCAAAAUGAUAUUCAGAGUGUCUCCUCAAAAACAAAUGAAUUUUUCAUUAUUCAACCAUUAAAAAUUCUUAUUCAAAAGAAUAAACAUUCCACACAAAGUGUAUUAUUAGUUUUAGAUUUUGAACAGGUUAACCAUAGUAAAUUCACUUCAUCAACCAUACAAACGAAUAAUGUUCCAAGAUAUAAUACAUUGAAUUCCAAUAGCACUAUACUUACAACACAUAAGUUAGAUUCAUCUCUUCAAUCACAACUAGAUCCCUCAGUAUCUGUUGUUGAUAUACACAAUAAACUGAAUAUACAAUCUGGAUAUGAAUCACAAAUUAAUGAAAGCAGAAAUCCUACAAAUCUAGAUCAUAUUCAUAGAAUAACCGAUGGGCAACAACGUUAUUUAACAGAAGUCAAGUUGUAUUUAUGUAAUAAUAGAACAAUGAACUGUAAAAAUUAUGAUUCUGAAAAUUUAAAUGAUUCAAUUUCAGAGAGAAUUUCUCAUGUUAAAGCUGUACCAUGUGAAAUAGUCCAUACGCAAUAUUACCAUUCUCCUAAAGAGCAUUUUCCACAAGAUAUUCCACUAUCGUUCGUGUCAGUAUCUAACUGUGUUUCUAUCAGCUGUUCAUUGCCACCACAAAUUUCUGUAAGAAAUACAAUCCAAGAUUGUAAUUUAAAAAUGGGGGACAUUUUUGUAAGCAGAAAUAAAAACAAUACAAAUUCUAUAUUUCAAGAAACAAUUUUCCCUAAUAUAAAGACACCGAUGAAUCAGUGUCCUUUAAAGUCGACGAAUAAUGAAAUAAACUCAUCACUAAAAUCUGAUGAAAUACCAUUGAAAAGUGUUAAAGAUUGUUCAAAUCCAUACAAAAAUAGUUAUCCAUAUAGUGGGAAAAAAUCUGUCGGUAUGCAGUUUAAAUUAUUUGAAAAAACUCAGGCACUAAAAGAGAUUGCGAUUCAAACAACUUAUGAAGACACGGAAACAUUUUUCCAGACAAAGAAAUUCAAACAUCCAUUAGAAAAAACUUUCGUACCAUUAAAUGAACAACGAAGUAAUGACCUCUCAUUUUCUCCCAAACAAACUCCUAACAAAAGUGACUACAAUCAAGUAGAGUCUAAUUAUCUGAAUGACAACAUAAUUUAUGUUAAUCAAAAAGGUAAAUUUGGUGAUGCAGGUACAACAGAUAUAGAUAAUAGGACAUAUGUUUGUAGCUGUCUUCAUUUCGAUUGCCCGACAGAACAAACUGAUACAACUUUUAAAAGUGAGACUCAAAGUGAAAAUCUGAAUAACGAUUAUUGGUAUAAAAAUAACUGCCAAACAUUUUAUCAUGUAAACGCUCAUAUUCCUCAGACAAAACCGAAAUAUUCAAAAAAUUCGCAAAGUUUUCCAACAGAAUCUUGUUCAUACUUUUCAAUUUGGGAAAAAGUAUCAUCAAGAAAAUCAAAUAUUAUGAAAGCAAAUCAUGAUGUCAAACAUGAGCACAAAUGUAUGGAACAAUAUUCAAACAAAAAGCAAAUCAUUUUUGAUAACCAUCAAAGUAAUAACAAACUAACAUCUAAGAAAUGGGAUGAAAGUUCACAAUCCUCUUUCAGUAUAAUGAAUGUGGAUUUCGAUAAACAAUCAUGUCGAUCUAACGACGGAAAGGGUGUUGUAUAUUCCAAUACAAAGAAAGAAAUUCGAUAUGAUGGUGUGAUGGACGAAUGUAACAGAAUAUGUACUUCUAGCCCUAGCGAGAGCAAAACGAACUCAAAUUUACUGGCAGUCAAUUCUACCAUAAGAGACAGUGAGAAUGAAAAAUCCUACAUAUUACAUAAGUGGUUACAAGAACAGGUAGCCUAUUCAACUGGAAGAAACAUGUCUAAACUUAGUGAAGAGAUUCCAUCCUUGGAGGUUAAUCGCUCACCUACUUCUCCAAAAUGUCAGAUCUUGGAUUCUGCUGGAAGCAAACAUCCUAUUAUUUCAAAGAAUAUCACAGAAAAGGAAAUUAGAUUUUCCAGUAUCGUGUCGCCUUCUGUAUGUUCUUUAUCAUCUUCGACACUGUCGGUGUUUCAUAUUGACUCGAAAAAAAUUUCUAUGACUUCAGAAAGCAAUGAUCAACCGAGAAAAAACAGUAUUGUUGUUCAAAAAUCCAGUGAUAAGUUUCCAAUAUUUCAAAGCAUAAACAAAUAUUAUACAACUGAAAUUCAAAAUGGUUGGACUUCAUCAUAUAAAAAAUGUGAACAACUGUUCAACAGCCUUAAUCCUGAACGAAAUUUAAGUUCAAACAAGAAGUUCAAAAAUAUCGAAACAAGUUCACAAUAUGGAUUAUUUACUCUUAAAAUUCAUAAUGGAAGAUCAAAGCAACGAUUAAAGUGUAGAGAACCUUUAAAUAUUCUUUCAAAUUCUUUAUCUUCAUCAAGCAGACUUCAAUCAAAAUUUAACUCAUUUGAAGUUAAUUCACAGAAAGCAGAGGCCAGUUCAUCAAAUCAUCAUGUAACAGAUGAAAACAUUGAUCGAAAUUCAUUAUUAUUUCAAAUUAACAGACAGUCUAACGAAAAUUUAACGACGGAUAAUCAAAGAAAAUCAUCUUCCAUUUCAGAAAAUCACCUAAACAAGACAGCAGAAAUUCUAACUUCUAAAAUUAGAUCAAACUGCUUUACAUAUAUGAAUGCGGAUUCUUUCACAAUUAAUAAUAAUGAACAUUAUAAUAAUGAUUUCAAAGAGAUUUUUGAAUUAAGUCCAUAUGAUGAUUUAGUAAAAAGUUAUUUAACUACUACUGAUAGAAGGAUAAAAGCCAUUGCUACAAAAAAUAAUUGUAUAAUCAAACUACAUGGACCAUUUACACUAUCUAAACAUGUAAAAAGUGAUAGAGUUAAUCUGUCUAAAAUUAAAUAUGAAUGUCAUGUUUAUGCUCUAAAUGAAAAGAUGCUUAAAAAAUGCAUAAAUUAUAUUAAAGAAACCUUUCCCAACUCUGUAUUACAUUUUAUUCAUAGAAAGUAA